This is a messenger RNA of Sinocyclocheilus anshuiensis, 1867 nucleotides long. Its product is annotated as cytochrome P450 2J6-like. Bases 37 to 1785 code for a protein of 582 amino acids. The transcript has 10 exons. Gene Ontology annotation, molecular function: iron ion binding; heme binding; oxidoreductase activity, acting on paired donors, with incorporation or reduction of molecular oxygen, reduced flavin or flavoprotein as one donor, and incorporation of one atom of oxygen. Lineage: Eukaryota; Metazoa; Chordata; Actinopteri; Cypriniformes; Cyprinidae. Gene Ontology annotation, biological process: xenobiotic metabolic process. The record is from RefSeq and is a predicted model, not a curated record. Gene Ontology annotation, cellular component: cytoplasm; intracellular membrane-bounded organelle.
CAGGUUUACUGAUGAUAUUUGGAAACAAACUCUGGCAUGGCGUCAGUGUUGUCACAGCUGAUGGGUCAGUGGAUGGAUGUUCAGGGUCUCCUGAUAUUUCUGUGUGUGCUUCUGCUGGUGAAACACCUGCGAUAUGUUCUUACAAACAACAUGCCGCCAGGACCCUUCCCUCUGCCUUUGGUUGGAAAUGUACUGAAUAUAGGCUUUACUGAUCCAAUGGAGGUUUUUCCGAAGAUUGCUGAGAGGUAUGGAGAUGUGAGCACACUGUAUCUGGGAAACAAUCCAUGCAUCCUGCUCACUGGAUACGAGAGUUUCAAAGAGGCGUUUGUGGAGCAGGCGGACAUCUUCACAGACCGGCCAUACUUCCCUGUGAAUGACAAGAUCUGUAAAGGGCAAGGUCUGAUCUUCUCUAGUGGACACAUGUGGCGUCAUCAGAGGCGCUUUGCUCUGGCAACACUUAAGUACUUUGGUGUUGGCAAGAAAACUCUAGAAAACUCCAUCCUGCAGGAGUGUUGCUUUGUCUGUAGUGCUUUGCAAACCAAGCAAGGUUUGCCAUUCAACCCUCAUCACCUCUUGACCUACGCAGUGGGCAAUAUAAUAUGCAGCCUGGUUUUUGGCUACAAGUUUGAGUAUGACAACCAUCAUUUUCAUGAGCUGUUGCAGUAUUCAGAUGAAACCUUUAAGCUGCCCAUCAAUAUCUGGGGUCGGUUGUAUAACACAUUUCCUGCUCUGAUGUCCUUGCUGCCAGGAAAGCACCAGACUGCAUUUGCCAACCUUUCCAAGCUUAAGCUCUUUUCUAAGGAGGAAAUCAGGAAGCACAAAGAGGACAGAAACCCCUCUAGUCCUAGAGACUACAUUGACUGUUAUCUGGAUGAAAUUGAGAACUGUAAGGACAGUGAGGCGGAAUUCACAGAGGAAAAUCUGAUACACUGUGUGUUGGAUCUGUUUGGAGCAGGAACAGAAAGCACUGCUAAAUCACUCAGCUGGGCUUUACUCUACAUGGCCAAGUAUCCAGAAGUGCAAGAAAAAGUCCAUUCUGAGAUCGAUCAGGUGAUUGGACAGACACGUCAGCCAUUAAUGGAAGACAGGGCACAUCUGCCGUACACCUACGCUGUGAUGCAUGAGAUUCAGAGGUUCGCAAAUGUUCUUGCUUUCAUUCCGCCGAGAGUUGCCAGCAAAGACACCACAGUAGCCGGAUGUCUCAUACCAAAGGGUGUGAUGGUGCUGCCAAUGCUGAAGCCAAUCCUGGAGGACAAGAAUGAAUAUCGCACUCCGUAUGAAUUCAAUCCUGCUCAAUUUCUGGAUGGAAAUGGCAAAUUUUUGAAGAGAGAAAAUUUCAUUCCCUUUUCAAUAGCUCACACUAUGCCUUGUAAUAAGUCAGCCAUCAACAACUGCUGUAAAGUCGGCCGUUUCCCAUCUUUAAGAGUGAAGUCGGACGACUGCAGCAAAGUGAAGUGCUCCGUACCUGUUCGCAAGAAUCCUUGCAGCUGUGUGACAUGCUGUGGCCGUGAGGCUGUUGUCGUGCAGGAUGACUGUAAAUACAGUGGAGCGUGUGGAAAGCAGGUGUACGGCUGCGUCAAGCCGGUUUGUCAGCACAACCCUUGCUGCAACCUGACAUCAUGUCAUGAUCAUGCGGUCAAGAGCCUCAUCCAGGAUGACUGUGAAUCCUGGAGACGUUGUGGAAAUGAAGAGUUUGUCUCAUUCCCUGUCAAUAAGUGGAAGUGCGCGUGCUGCACACCGGGUUGUGAUCAACUGCCAUUGCAACUGACUGACAGAAAGCUGUGAUUAUGUUGGACUGUGAGGAUUCAGUCCUCAGGUUCUUCUGUCUAGAAUUGAAAUUAAUCUUUUAAUGAAGCUGGAAAAAUGA